CUGAUAGCAGUAAGAUCAGCAUGACGCGAACGUACCCAUAAUAUCUUGAGAUUAUAUUUUAUAUAUUGGCAACACUGAUUGAACAUAGAUGGUGCCAUGUUGAAAGAUCUAAUGCAAUGUUUGAUUGUUGACGAGUUUGUGUUGCUAUGGAAGAAACGAAAAUAAUCUAUUAUAUAGAUGAAGAGGAAACGCCAUACCUAGUUAAAUUAACUAUUGCUCCAGAACGAGUUACAUUAGCGGACUUCAAGAAUGUGCUUAAUCGUCCCAACUACAAGUUUUUUUUCAAGUCUAUGGACGACGACUUCGGGGUUGUUAAAGAAGAAAUUGUUUAUGAUGAUGCACAUUUACCUUGCUUCAACGGCCGUGUUGUUUCUUGGCUGGUGUCUGCUGAUGGCAGCAAUGUGUCUGAUGGGACUUCGCAGUGCACAGACAGCGUCACACAUUCCGACAUUAAAGUUCCUGUGGACAGGACUACGGAGUCCCAUGUUACCAAUCCUCUGCGUGCUGGUCGUGCUAAUGUUGAGGAAACAACUUAUACUGAGACUGAAUCUAUUAUUAGCUCUCGUCAAGGGUGUCAUAAUGUACAUAAAGGAUUUAGACAGCAUGGAGAAAAAUUUGAUAAAUACAAUAAAUAUGAUGGGUUACGAAUCAAUGGUCAUUCAAAACAUCCUCCUGGCCAUGGGUAUGAAUCAUCUUCGAUGUUGAGUUCGGACUUGGAGACCACAAGCUUUUUAGAGUCGGAAGACGAUGCUUCAAGCAGAAUCACCACUACUACAGGCAGAGCUACUAAUUUGUCAGUUGACAGGCAAACUCUGGGAACAGAUCACAGCAGUGUUUCUCACCUGCAUCUCACCAGGCGGCGGCCUCAGCGAAGACGACGCCACCGCGCUCCACCGGCCAUGUCGCGCACUUCUUCGUUUUCCUCCAUCACGGACUCUACCAUGUCACUCAACAUUAUUACAGUUACUCUCAACAUGGACACUGUCAACUUCUUGGGGAUUAGCAUAGUAGGCCAGAGUAACAAAGGCGGUGAUGGAGGAAUCUACGUGGGUUCUAUAAUGAAGGGAGGUGCUGUGGCUCUUGAUGGUCGUAUUGAACCUGGAGACAUGAUUUUGCAAGUAAAUGAUAUUAAUUUUGAAAACAUGUCGAAUGAUGAAGCUGUCAGAGUUCUGAGAGAAGUUGUCCAAAAGCCAGGACCCAUAAAACUAGUGGUUGCCAAAUGUUGGGAUCCAAAUCCUAAGGGUUACUUCACCAUACCUCGAACGGAACCAGUAAGGCCUAUAGACCCUGGUGCCUGGGUAGCCCAUACUGCUGCAAUUAGAGGGGAGUCGUUUCCUGUUAGGCCGCCGUCAGUCACAACACUGACGUCAACGAGCAGUUCCAUCACUUCAAGCGUUCCAGACACUGAGAGACCAUUCGAAGAACUGAAUUUAAGUGUGAGCACUGACAUGGCGACAGUUGUGAGGGCUAUGGCUCGACCAGACUCUGGGCUUGAAAUCAGAGACCGUAUGUGGCUUAAGAUUACCAUCCCAAAUGCUUUCAUUGGUUGUGAUGUUGUCGACUGGUUGAAUACACACGUAGAAGGUUUCUUGGAUAGAAGAGAUGCUCGAAAAUAUGCAUCUCAGAUGUUGAAGGCUGGCUACAUCAGGCACACUGUCAACAAGAUUACAUUCUCUGAACAGUGCUACUACAUUUUUGGAGAUCUUUGUUCAGCAAUGUCCUCUCUGAAAAUUGGCGAUGAUUCAGCAUCGACGGACAAAGACACUGUGGGGCCUCUUCCGGCAUCCAAUCCUGUGGCAGCCCCGUGGGCCGCCUCUCACCUGCCGUAUGCUGGCACGUACAUGCCGCAUGCAGGCCCAGGCUAUGCUCCAAUGCCCUUCAACUACACGAAUGAGCCAUCCGUAUAUGGUUAUUCGAAAGACGAAAGUGAGCACAGUGAAUCUGGUGGAAGUAGUAAUGGCUCAGAACAUCUCUGUAAGGAAGGUGCAGUGGAUCUCAUGAAGUCAGGGAGCUCUACGAGUGAAAGUGACGCUCCUGUUGGUGGAAUCAUGACACUGAAGCCAUCUGCGUCUGGAAGGAGAUCUGGUGGUUCGCGGUCACGAUCAAGUGGCUCAGAACAGUCCGUUGCCACCAUUUCCACUACCGGUCCACAGUCCCAGCAUCCUCUUCAACAAACCCAGGACUUGUCUGGUAGUAGGCAAUCGUUUCGCAUUGCGAUGGGAAAUCCAUGUGAAUUUUUUGUCGAUGUCAUGUAAACUGGCAUCUUAACCACAUGUACUUUACAUUUUCAUAUUUCGUCUGUUUUUAAGGUGAAUAGGAUUGAUUCUUAAUGUGGAGUGAAAUUUUUUCAAAUCAUGUGUUUGGCAUCUUGAAUUAAUGAUGAAACAAAGCUAGGGUGAGCUGUUGUUGGAAAUAGCACAUAGGCAAUGUGAAAUGUUUGAUUGUUAUAUACUGCCAUAGUUGUGAACUUACAACCAGUCAUUGCCAUUGUAACUUCUAAAUAAAAACUGUCUUUUGUUAGUUUCUGAUAGAAAUAAAUGUAUAUUUGUGUGCAUAUUGUGCAAUGAUGAUUGGCUCAUUAUUUGUUGUGAUGAGCAGUUGUAGUCUAUGGCAGUUACUGAUGUACCCAGCUUGAUUCAGCAGAACUGCAUUUGGCCACCAUCAUUUCAUUUUUGUGUUUGUGAAUUUUAUUAAUUAAAUAACUGGUCAAAUUUUCACAUAAACAGGAAUCAACUUUUUGCUUUUGUUCUAAUUUAUUUCAAAUAUUAUGAAAUUUGUGAUUAAACAAUGACUUAUUUUUCUUAUUUAUUAAAUUUGUACUAAGGUGCAUAAUUUGUACAGUGUUUCAGGGCUGACAUUUUAUUAGUUUUCAUGGCAUUAAGUACUAAUUUAUAUUUUGCAGAUAUUACAGAAUUAAUGGUAGGAAACAUAUCAUUAAUUUUACUUUUAAGUUCCUUUAUGUAACCUGUCCAUUUCUUCUAUGAUUGUAUAUUGUUUUAUGCUCUAUGCCUGUUUAAAAAUAUAUAUUGUUGUUUGGUGCAACUAGAAAAA
Molecule: messenger RNA, 3051 nt
Organism: Bacillus rossius redtenbacheri
Lineage: Eukaryota; Metazoa; Arthropoda; Insecta; Phasmatodea; Bacillidae
Gene: dsh
Product: segment polarity protein dishevelled homolog DVL-3
Exons: 14
Coding region: 147-2255 (702 amino acids)
Biological process (GO): Wnt signaling pathway; intracellular signal transduction
Molecular function (GO): frizzled binding
Source: RefSeq, a predicted model, not a curated record